Cottoperca gobio is the source of this 1533-nucleotide messenger RNA. It is a transcript of the gene ntsr1, whose product is annotated as neurotensin receptor 1 (high affinity). The transcript has 4 exons. NCBI's taxonomy places the organism in Eukaryota, Metazoa, Chordata, Actinopteri, Perciformes, Bovichtidae. Gene Ontology annotation, molecular function: G protein-coupled neurotensin receptor activity. The record is from RefSeq and is a predicted model, not a curated record. Gene Ontology annotation, cellular component: plasma membrane. The coding region runs from base 45 to 1247 and encodes 400 amino acids. Gene Ontology annotation, biological process: neuropeptide signaling pathway.
CACUUUAAAUACUCAUACUUUCUGUUUUCACAUACAGAGGCAUAAUGGAUUUAAAUGGCACGCUCGCAUGGCGCGAUUUGGGCACGCUGGCGCAGAGACUAUUUGGAAAUAACUCACUGUUUCCAUAUGAAAACAAUACUGCCGCUGUAAAUGCGGAGGGGGAAUACUUGGAUGUGAACACGGACGUUUACUCCAGGGUGAUAGUCACUGUCAUCUACGCUGCUCUGUUUGCUGUGGGCUCGCUGGGGAACUCCGUCACCCUGUACACCCUGCUGAGCAGAAAGACCCUGCAGAACCUCCAGAGCACGGUACACUACCACCUGGCCAGCCUCGCCGUCUCCGACCUGCUCAUCCUCGUCCUCUCCAUGCCCAUCGAGCUUUACAACUUCAUCUGGUUCCACCACCCGUGGGUGUUCGGGGACGCCGUGUGCAGGGGUUACUACUUCCUCCGGGACAGCUGCUCCUACGCCACCGCGCUCAACAUCGCCAGCCUGAGCGUGGAGCGCUACAUGGCCAUCUGCCACCCGUUCAAAGCCAAGAGCAUCAUGUCUCGCAGCCGCACCAAGAAGCUCAUCAGCGCAAUGUGGCUUGCGUCCUUCGCGCUCGCUACGCCGAUGCUCUUCGUCAUGGGCCAAAUGAUGCGUAAAGGCGAGAACAUAUGUACUGCUAUCGUCUCCCCUGUCACCAUUAAGACCGUGCUUCAGGUGAACGCAUUUCUGUCCUUUGUGAUACCCAUGGUGGCCAUAGCUGCACUGAACGGGGUCAUAGCAAAUCAGCUGCUGCGAAUGUUCCGCGAGGCAGAGCAAGAGAACCGUGUCUGCAUCGUUGAGGGAAAUCCCACCAUGCUGAACGCCACCGUGAAGCCCAACCGUGCUCAGUCGCUUCGCCAUGGAGUUCUUGUUCUCCGAGCGGUGGUCAUAGCCUUCGUGGUCUGCUGGCUGCCCUAUCACGCUCGCCGCCUCAUGUUUUGCUACGUCUCUGACUGGUCCGAUGACUUGUAUGACUUCUACCAUUAUUUCUACAUGCUGACCAACGUCCUGUUUUACGUCAGCUCGGCCGUCAAUCCGAUCCUCUACAACCUGGUGUCCGCCACCUACCGCCAGAUCUUCUUCUCCAUGCUGGGCUACUUCUGCAUGCCCUGCCGCCAAACACCCAAGGGGCACCGUCAUCCCCUAACCCGCCACUCCAUCAGUAUCUCCAGCAACCACACCCUCUCCACCAACAUCAUCAAAGAGACGGUGUACUGAUUGGGCUGCAACAGAAUGCACUUUAUCUACUAUAAAUCCAUCCGCUGCCACCUUGUGAUUAUUCGGCCAACUUAAUCAAGGAAGUUCUGAAACAGUUUGAGACGGUUGGCACAUCCAGUACUGGGAUCAUCAUCUUUGUCAUGUGGGCUCAUUUGGCCACUCUGAGUGCAUUGUGAUUUCAUUACAGAUGCACAUUUUAUUAUGUGUUAUUGUGUGUUGUGUCUUUAUUCAUUAAACAUCUCAAAAUCUCAAGGACUGCCUUCUUUCAUCUACGUAACAUUGCAAA